Messenger RNA from Symsagittifera roscoffensis, 1123 nucleotides. RefSeq names its product very-long-chain enoyl-CoA reductase-like. The transcript has a single exon. Gene Ontology annotation, biological process: very long-chain fatty acid biosynthetic process. The coding region runs from base 16 to 921 and encodes 301 amino acids. Gene Ontology annotation, molecular function: oxidoreductase activity, acting on the CH-CH group of donors. Lineage: Eukaryota; Metazoa; Xenacoelomorpha; Acoela; Convolutidae. The record is from RefSeq and is a predicted model, not a curated record.
GGUCUGUCAGGUCAAAUGGAGAUCGAGGUCCUGUCACAGCGAUCCGCCAAGAAGAUAGCGACAGUCAAAGUCCCUUCUGAUGCUAAUAUUGGCCAAGUAAAACUAGCCAUCGAGAAAGAACUUCCCAAAUUUUACCCCGACCGGCAAAGCAUCAAAGGUGAGCCUAAUGGCAAGAUGCUUAAGGAUGACAUGAAUGUGUCAUCGCUACCGGAGUCUAAAGUUUAUUUCAAGGACCUCGGACCUCAGUUGGGUUGGAGCACGGUGUUCAUUUGCGAGUAUGCCGGACCCCUCUUCGUGUACCUUCUGUUUUACCUCAGGCCGACCAUUUUCUACGGCGCAGCUAGCUUGAAAAACGCAAAGAUGCUUCCUGUUGUUCACCUUGCGGCAGUAUGCUGGAGCGUUCACUACGCUAAGAGAAUUCUGGAAACAAUUUUUGUUCAUAGGUUCUCUCAUGCUACCAUGCCGGUUCGGAAUUUGUUCAAAAACUGCUCCUAUUACUGGGGAUGUGCUGCUUUUGUCAGUUACUUUAUCAAUCACCCAUUGUACCAGGGUCCAUCGUAUGGGGACAUGCAGGUAUAUGCCGGGUUAUCAGGGUUCAUUUUCAACAUUCUCGGUAACCUGAGCAUCCAUGUGGCUUUGAGGAAUCUACGACCGGCAGGAAGCAAAGUGAGAAAAAUUCCUUUCCCAACUGGAAAUCCUUUCACGCUUCUCUUCAGGUUGGUGUCGUGUCCAAACUACUCGUAUGAAGCUGGAAUCUGGAUCUCUUUUACUUUGAUGACUCAGAGCUUGCCAGCGGGUAUUUUUACCAUGCUCGGGUUCUACCAGAUGACAGUUUGGGCGCUUGGCAAACAUCGAAACUACAAGAAAGAGUUUCCGCAGUAUCCUAAAGGCAGAAAAGCAAUUGUUCCGUUUCUGAUUUAAAGAGUUUCCAGUUAAGCUACUGGUGUAUUUGGUUUGAAAUGAUAUAAUUAUGUAAACUUGACUCCUACUUGAAAUUAAGAAACAUUUGGUGUUCAAAUGUUCUCAAAUUUAUCUCUGAUGUUGAAGGACAAUAAAUGUACUCCUGACAUGAUUUCAAUUGCUAUGAUUUCACUCUGAUCAAUAUAAUUAACUCAAACUUAAA